Talaromyces proteolyticus is the source of this 1840-nucleotide messenger RNA. Its product is annotated as carboxylesterase. The coding region runs from base 1 to 1614 and encodes 537 amino acids. Lineage: Eukaryota; Fungi; Ascomycota; Eurotiomycetes; Eurotiales; Trichocomaceae. The record is from RefSeq and is a predicted model, not a curated record. The transcript is spliced from 4 exons. Gene Ontology annotation, molecular function: hydrolase activity.
AUGGAUAUAUACAUUUUGAUUCUGAAUCUUCUGCUCUAUCUUUUGUGGGCAACCGCAGACAACACAAAUUCCCUCCCAAUUGUGGAUUUGGGAUACAUAAUACAACAGGCUACAUUAAAUUUAGAUGAAGAACUCUACAACUUUUCCAACAUUCAAUAUGCAACCGCACCCUUAUUCGCGGCGCCUCAGAAUAUUACGACAAUACACCGCUGUAUAAAUAGUGGGCAGGUUCAAGGUAUAUGUCCCCAAAGUACACCAUGGUGGCAAGUUCUCGGAAGUGACCCACAUAUAUUUAAUACCGUUUCAGCCCAUGUCGAUCCCCGUACUGUGCAAGAAUGUUUGACACUGGAUGUAAUUGUUCCAACGAAUGUGUGGAAUCGGCACGAUUUUAAAGGUAAGUAUUAUGUACCAGUGCUCGUCUGGAUCCAUGGUGGGGGGUAUGUGUCCGGUGAUAAGAACUCAGCUGGCAAUCCCAAUAAUCUUAUCAAUCAAUCAGUCACCAACAGUUCUUCCGGAAUUGUUUUCGUUUCCCUAAAUUACCGCCUAGGCAUGUUCGGCUGGCUAUCUGGACCUAAAUUUCAAUCCGAGGGCGGAAUCUCUAAUAUAGGUCUACGAGAUCAACGAGCCGGACUUGAAUGGGUUAAGAGAUAUAUCCAUCUAUUCGGUGGAGAUGCGGGUCGUAUAACCGUCAUGGGGGAAUCUGCCGGCGCGGGAAGCAUCAUGCAUCAUCUCAUUGCAGAAGGAGGCAAGCUGAAAGCACCCUUUAGUCAGGCCAUCAUCCAAAGCCCAGCAUUGGCACCGGUCCCGAGCACCGAAGUCCAGGAUUACAAUUUUGAUAUGGUUCUCAAAUGGGCAAGCAUUCUGACGACUUCGCAACUAUCCACACUAGAAGACUUAAAGAACGUUCCGUUUACUACACUCCUUCAAAUCAACCAAGUAACUACUGCCCCAUCAUAUUGGGGUUCCAUGACUUGGGGGCCUACAGUUGAUGGACGCUAUGUUCCUAAAAUGCCAGGUGUCUUGUUUCAACAGGGGCAUUUCGACCACUCGAUCAAAGUUGUUACAGGUCACAAUAGUCAUGAAGGGAGGAGUUUUGGCUCUCCACUAGUCACUGACGAGAGUCAGUAUCUACAAUAUCUCCGUGAGCUUUUGCCAUCUGCGUCUGCAGAUAUUAUAAAUUAUUUGGACAACCACCUCUACAGCCAAAGAUCUAAUUGGAGCAACGAUCCAAACAGAAAUGAGAGAGACCGAUUAAUAAACACGAUCACAGACUAUUUUUUUAUUUGUAACAAUCGGUAUAUAGACACUGCAUACCAAGAUAUUGGGUCAUGGGGAUACUACUUUGACGUUCCGCCAGGCGUUCACGCGCAAGAUUUGGCUUACACAUUUUAUAACCCUGGAGCAGACUCCAAGAUAAACGUGACCAUUGCUCGGCAAAUGCAGAGCUAUUUCGCAAACUUUAUCCAAACUGGAGAUCCAAAUGCACCCGGAUUACCGACAUUGGUAUCGUAUCGUGAGGGCUCAAUGCUUCGGUCUUUACAUGCCAAUGCCUUGGUAAAAGAUACUGCAGCAACGGAUCGUUGUGCCUGGUGGCAGCAAGCCUUGUAUGCAUAAAAAAAAUACUAAUCUUUGCCUAUAAUGACUUACUUUUCAGAUCAGCUGAUUAGUCUAAGACAAUUUAAUCAGGAUUAGGGAUUGCAUUUGUUGUUUCAACCUGAACCUAUGUGAUAAAGAGGCUCUAGGUAUCAAACGACAAAGAAUGUAUAUAAAUAGUCCAAUAUAACCCAAACGAAUGUGUAUGGGAGGUGCAUCCACUACCAUUUGAAAAGUCUGAUGAAUU